Molecule: messenger RNA, 3456 nt
Organism: Vigna radiata var. radiata (mung bean)
Lineage: Eukaryota; Viridiplantae; Streptophyta; Magnoliopsida; Fabales; Fabaceae
Product: copper-transporting ATPase RAN1
Exons: 10
Coding region: 267-3164 (965 amino acids)
Biological process (GO): monoatomic cation transport
Cellular component (GO): membrane
Molecular function (GO): ATP binding; ATP hydrolysis activity; copper ion binding
Source: RefSeq, a predicted model, not a curated record
GGUCUUAAUUGAUUGCAUUUGGUCAAUCGUGGGCACGUGCUUUACGACUGGAAUUGAGAUGCAUGCUAGUAAAAUCAAUACUUGUGCCGUUUUCCCGGUAAAUUUUGUGGUUGCUUUAUAUUGCUGUUAUUUAACAUCUGCCUUCUAUAUUUAUUGCUUUGAUCGGUGGUGAUUGCAUUUAAGUGGACAUUUAUAUACUGUGUUCCCGUCACAAGUGAUGCAUAACUUUUUAUCUGGCAAACAUUCUGCAACUCAGCUUUUAAAGUAUGUAUGGCUACUGCAUUGUUUUUGUUAGUUAUACUUAUAACUGUUAUUUUUUUUUUAAUUUUUGUUAUUUUUACAUGUUUGUGUCCCAAUGUUCAAUGGUGGUGGGGUUACUUGAACUUGGAUAUGAAACCAGGUUUUUUGAGGUCGUCAGGUACAGUGGUAUGAAUAUUUUUGUGCUCAGAUAUCAUAAUUCAGCCACUAAGGAUGAAGACAUUAAAAAUGCAAUUGAAGAUGCUGGGUUUGAAGCCGACAUAUUACCUGAAUCCAGUACUGUUGGAAAGAUGCCACAUGGAACCUUGGUGGGACAGUUCACAAUUGGAGGUAUGACGUGUGCAGCAUGUGUAAACUCUGUUGAAGGUAUUUUAAGAAGUCUUCCAGGGGUCAAAAGGGCUGUGGUAGCUUUGGCUACUUCGUCAGGUGAAGUUGAAUAUGAUCCCGGUGUAAUUAGUAAAGAUGAUAUAGUCAACGCGAUUGAAGAUUGUGGUUUUGAAGCUUCAUUUUUACAAAGCAAUGAACAGGAUAAAAUAAUCUUAGGGGUGGUUGGUGUGUACAGUGUGAUUGAUGGACAAGUUUUAGAAGGCAUUAUUAGCAGCAUAAAAGGAGUCAGGCAGUUUCAUUUUGACCAGAUUUCAGGUGAAUUGGAUGUUCUGUUUGAUCCGGAAGUUCUCAGUUCUAGAUCCUUAGUUGAUGCAAUCCAUGGCGGAAGCAAUGGGAAGUUUAUAUUACAUGUUAGAAGCCCUUAUACGAGAAUGGCUUCUAAAGGCGUUGAAGAGAUCUCAACUAUAUUUCGGCUCUUUGUCUCUAGUUUGUUACUUAGUAUUCCUCUCUUCUUCGUGAGGGUAGUUUGUCCUCAUAUACCAAUGGUGUAUUCCCUGUUACUUCGGCGAUGUGGGCCUUUCCUCACGAGUGAUUGGCUGAAAUGGGCAUUGGUGAGUCUCAUUCAAUUUGUGAUCGGUAAGCGCUUCUACAUUGCAGCUGGCAGAGCUCUUAGAAAUGGUUCUACAAACAUGGAUGUCCUUGUUGCAGUGGGUACUACCGCAUCUUAUGUUUAUUCUGUUUGUGCUCUUCUAUAUGGUGCUCUUACUGGAUUUUGGUCUCCAACUUACUUUGAAACAAGUGCUAUGCUCAUAACAUUUGUAUUGUUGGGCAAGUAUUUGGAAUGCCUUGCCAAGGGAAAGACAUCUGAUGCUAUAAAGAAAUUAGUAGAACUUGCUCCUGCGACUGCUUUACUAGUUGUCAAAGAUAAAGGUGGUAAAUUUAUUGAAGAAAGGGAAAUUGAUUGUUUGCUUGUUCAACCUGGGGACACAUUGAAAGUUCUUCCUGGUGCAAAGAUCCCCGCUGAUGGUAUUGUUACUUGGGGCUCAAGUUAUGUAAAUGAAAGCAUGGUAACAGGUGAAUCUGUGCCUAUUUUAAAGGAGGUGAAUGCUUCUGUUAUUGGAGGCACAAUAAAUUUGCAUGGUGUCCUUCAUGUUCAAGCUGCCAAAGUAGGAUCUGAAACAGUUCUGAGUCAGAUUAUUAGUUUGGUUGAGACAGCGCAGAUGUCCAAGGCUCCUAUUCAGAAGUUUGCUGAUUAUGUGGCAAGUAUAUUUGUUCCAUUGGUCGUUUCUUUGGCAUUAUUGACGUUAUUGUGCUGGUACAUUGCUGGGUCUAUUGGAGCUUACCCAGAUGACUGGCUGCCAGAAAAUGGAAAUCACUUUGUUUUUGCCCUGAUGUUCUCGAUAUCUGUAGUAGUGAUUGCAUGUCCCUGUGCACUUGGCUUGGCAACACCAACGGCAGUGAUGGUGGCAACAGGGGUUGGGGCUAACAAUGGAGUGUUAAUCAAAGGAGGCGAUGCAUUGGAAAGGGCCCAGAGGGUGAAGUAUGUGAUAUUUGAUAAAACAGGCACUCUAACUCAGGGAAAAGCCACUGUUACUACAGCCAAGACAUUCACAGGAAUGGAACGUGGAGAAUUUCUUAAAUUGGUGGCUUCUGCUGAGGCUAGCAGUGAACACCCUCUAGCAAAAGCAAUAUUAUCAUAUGCACGCCAUUUUCAUUUCUUUGAUACUGGUACUGAGAAUGAUGCUGGGGAUGACGUGAAAACUGGCUGGCUUUUUGACGUCUCAGACUUCUCUGCUCUUCCUGGAAGAGGUGUUCAAUGUUUGAUAGAUGGGAAGCGCAUUUUGGUUGGUAACAGGAAGUUGAUGGCGGAAAAUGGCAUACAUAUUUCAACAGAAGUAGAAAAUUUUGUGGUAGAGCUUGAAGAAAGUGCAAAGACAGGGAUACUGGUAGCAUAUAAUGAUAUAUUAACUGGAGUCUUGGGGAUUGCGGACCCACUAAAGAGAGAAGCUUCUGUAGUCAUAGAGGGUCUCCAGAAAAUGGGUGUCACACCUGUUAUGGUUACUGGAGAUAACUGGAGAACAGCUCGUGCUGUUGCUAAGGAGGUUAGCAUACAAGAUGUUAGGGCAGAGGUUAUGCCAGCAGGAAAAGCUGAUGUUGUUCGUUCAUUCCAAAAAGAUGGAAGCAUAGUUGCUAUGGUGGGUGAUGGCAUCAAUGAUUCUCCUGCAUUAGCUGCAGCUGAUGUUGGUAUGGCUAUCGGAGCUGGAACUGAUAUUGCAAUUGAAGCUGCUGACUAUGUGCUGAUGAGAAAUAAUUUAGAAGAUGUGAUCACAGCCAUUGAUCUUUCCCGGAAGACCUUCUCUCGAAUUCGACUGAAUUAUGUGUUCGCAAUGGCUUACAAUGUUGUGGCCUUACCAGUUGCCGCUGGUGUUUUGUACCCUUCACUGGGGAUCAAGCUACCACCGUGGGUUGCUGGUGCAUGCAUGGCUCUCUCUUCUGUAAGUGUUGUAUGCUCUUCUUUGCUUCUUAAAAGAUAUAGAAGACCCAGACUUACUGCAAUACUUGAAAUAAUUGUAGAAUAGCAAGAAAGAAAUGAGAAUAAUUAAAGGUUUUAGUUUGUGAGGGUAUAAAUGAAUUGGGAUCGGAAUUUGUAAUUCCAAUUUUGUGCAUGUUCCUUUUUUUCCUGCAUCCCGGGAGAUGCUGUUGUAACUGUAGGCGCCAAUUAAUUGUAAAUUGUACUUGGAUUGUAAUUGAUGUAGCACUUCCCCUACAAAAACAGCUACACUUUCACUAGUUUUUAUUUAUGCUCAACUUCGAUGGAGCCACAUGUAGCGGACGAUUUCAAUGUGUAUAUGGUCCUGAAGUUCACACAUU